CGAGAGCGCGAGGAAGUCGAGAUUGCAGCUGUCUCGUUUCUCAAUCGCCAAUACAUUCUGGAAAGCACGGAUAUCAGAGCAACCGCAAAUGACGUCGAAGAUGUACUGGCUUAUUAUACAUCCACUGAUCACUGGCUCAUUCGAAGGACUGGCGUUGCCAAUUCCAGGCGGAAACAACAGUUCACCUACUGGAAAGAACAUGUCAUUCGACUGAGUCAGACGCGAGCAGAGUCACCCCCGCAAAAGGCUGGGCAGCCGAACACCGUUGCCGAAGAGCCUGUAGAAGUUCCUUUGCAUCUCGAGCAUGCGAAGAGUGAGGCCCACAAACGAGUUGAGAUACCAGUUAUCCCGAUUUCGAACACAACGGCUACAAGGCUGCCACCAGACUUCCUCAAAUCGGAUGACCUCAGGUCGGCCAUUUCUCACCAAACACGUGCAUCAACAGCCGUCGGCCCCGAGGGAAAGAAGCUGGAGUGGCCUGACCCGCCACAAGGGGAGCGAAUAGCUGGAUACUAUAUUUGUCCCUACUGCAGGACUCUAUGCCCCGAGAAAUUUCUUCAGAAACAUCUGUGGAUCCGUAUCAUUGCACAUAUGAGCAGUGUCAAGACCCUAAUCGCAUCUACGGAGAUCGACAAGAAUGGAUCGACCACGAAAGCCAACACACACGCGUGUGGCACUGCCAAGAACACGGCGAAGAGUUUGAAACCCAACCAGAAUACGUUCAUCACCUGA
Messenger RNA from Trichoderma citrinoviride, 732 nucleotides. RefSeq lists its product as hypothetical. The transcript is spliced from 2 exons. The annotation marks the transcript as partial. The record is from RefSeq and is a predicted model, not a curated record. NCBI's taxonomy places the organism in Eukaryota, Fungi, Ascomycota, Sordariomycetes, Hypocreales, Hypocreaceae.